Messenger RNA from Penicillium brevicompactum, 291 nucleotides. RefSeq names its product 40S ribosomal protein eS25. Gene Ontology annotation, molecular function: structural constituent of ribosome. The coding region runs from base 1 to 291 and encodes 96 amino acids. The record is from RefSeq and is a predicted model, not a curated record. NCBI's taxonomy places the organism in Eukaryota, Fungi, Ascomycota, Eurotiomycetes, Eurotiales, Aspergillaceae. Gene Ontology annotation, cellular component: cytosolic small ribosomal subunit. The transcript has 4 exons.
AUGGCGCCCGCAGCAACCGGAGGCAAGAAGCAAAAGAAGAAGUGGUCCAAGGGCAAGGUCAAGGACAAGGCCCAGCACGCCGUCGUCCUCGACAAGGCCACCAACGACAAGCUUCAGAAGGAUGUCCAGUCCUACCGUCUGAUCACUGUCGCCACCCUUGUCGAUCGUCUCAAGAUCAACGGCAGCCUUGCCCGCCAGGCUCUCAACGACCUUGAGGCUAACGGUCAGGUCAAGAAGGUCGUCGGUCACUCCAGCCUGAGCAUCUACACCCGUGCCGUCACCGCCGAGUAA